UCUUGUAUUUGUUGUACCUUUCGCAUGCCUAGUUUUUGAAAUCUUAUCUGACUCUUUCUCUUCUUGACUGCUGAAACACGGGAAUUUCUCAACGGUGGGAUCAAUAAAGGUCUAUUUUAUCUUAUUCAAAGAAACUAAAAUGGCGCCGUUGCUUGGAGACAACAAACAAACCCACCGGGGCAACAGCGGCUGUCUCCCGGUGUCUUAGUCCGUAAACCAGCGGACGUCGGUGUCUUAGCCCGUAAACCAGCCGCUGUCUCCUGGUGUCUUAAUCCGUAAACCAGCCGCUGUCUCCUGGUGUCUUAAUCCGUAAACCAGCCGCUGUCUCCCGGUGUCUUAGCCCGUAAACCAGCCGCUGUCUCCUGGUGUCUUAAUCCGUAAACCAGCGGCCGUCGGUGUCUUACCCAGCCGCUGUCUCCCGGUGUCUUAGUCCGUAAACCAGCGGCCGUCUCCCGGUGUCUGAGUCCCGACUGACCGGAUGGAGAUCGUCCAUGUGUACACGAAGCUCCGAGGUGAGUUCGGCCGACAGUGUCUCUUCUCAGACCGGCCUGCGGAGCUGCUGGUGGACGUCCCUCCGGACCCGAGUCUGACUCCGCUGUUCAUCCAGAAGAACCCCCGAGACCAGGCGCUGCAGGCCGGCCAGGACAUGUCGGAGCACACGGUGAACACAGAGCGCUUUGAGUAUGACAGCUGUGGGAUCAACCAUGUGGAGGGGGGGUGGCCCAAAGACGUGAACCCUCAGGAGAUGGAACAGACCAUCCGCUUCAGGAAGAAGGUGGAGAAGGACGAGAGCUACGUCAACAGCGUCCUGCAGCUGGGCAGCGUCAUGGAGCACUGCAUCAGACAGAACAACGCCGUGGACAUCUACCAGGAGUACUUUGAGGACGAGGACGAGUUGGAGGACAACCAGGAGCCACCAUCCGCCAAGACCAUCAGCGUCUUCAGAGAUCCUAAUGAGGUGAAGCGGACUGUCACUGGCCUGUCGUGGCACCCUGACGGCGGCAGGAAGUUGGCGGCAGCCUACUCCUGCCUCGAGUUCCAGAAAACGUCCAAAGACCUGAGCCUGGACUCAUACAUCUGGGACAUCGAGAACCCGAACAGACCCGAGAUGUCUCUGAAGCCAGUGUCCCCGCUUGUCUGUCUCGACUACAACCCCAAAGACUCCCACACACUGGUGGGAGGCAGCUACAAUGGACAGAUCGCGUACUGGGACACCCGGAGAGGAAGUCAGCCAGUGGAGACAUCCUCUGUGGAGAUGAGUCACCGAGACCCUGUCUACAAGAUCAUCUGGCUGCAGUCCAAAACCGGGACGGACGCCUUUUCUACCUCCACCGACGGACAGGUUCUGUGGUGGGACGUCCGCCGGCUGACUGAACCCACAGAGCGUCUGGUUGUGGACCUGAGCAGGGACGGGAACCUGGACCGAGCUCUUGGAGCCGUGUCUCUGGAGUUUGAGUCCACCAUGCCCACUAAGUUCAUGGUGGGGACAGAGCAGGGCGUGGUGGUAUCCUGUAACAGGAAGGCGAAGACGCCGGCAGAGAAGAUCGUCUCCACAUACGAUGGACAUCAUGGACCCGUCUACGCUCUGCAGAGGAACCCAUUCUUCCCCAAGAACUUCCUGACGGUGGGGGACUGGACAGCCCGCAUCUGGUCUGAGGACAUCAAGGAGUCAUCCAUCAUGUGGACCAAGUACCAGAUGUCCUACCUGAUGGACGCCUGCUGGAGUCCCGUCAGACCAUCCGUCUUCUUCACCGUCAAGAUGGAUGGCGUGUUGGAUGUCUGGGACAUCCUGUUCAAACAGAAUGACCCCACGCUGAGUCUCAAGGUGUGUGACGAGGCCCUGUACAGUCUCCGUCUCCAGGACAAUGGGCGGUUAGUGGCAUGUGGCUCUCAGCAGGGAGGAGCCACGCUGUUGGAGGUGUGCGGUGGACUGUCCACACUGCAGAGGAAUGAGAAGAGUCUCCUGGCCGCCGUGAGACAUUUGUUUGUUAGUUUGUUUGUUUGUUUGUUUGUGUGUUUGUCGGACGCACUUACGGACAUGUCCACAGAUGUUCGAGCGCGAGACGAAGCGGGAGAAGAUCCUGGAGGCGCGUCAGAGGGAGAUCCGCUUGAAGGAACGCAGCCGGUCGGAGCAGAGCCGAGAGGACGACGGGGGGCGGGAGGACGGAGACGACAGUCCAGAUCAGCUGAUCGCCAGAGCCGAGGACGAGUUCUAUGCCAUCACGGAGGCAGAGCUGAGGAGGAGGAGGGACAGGGAGGAGCUAAAGAACCGGGAGAAAGACGUCUGUGAAGAAAAGGAAGUGACAGAAGAACGUGGUGGAACGUCACCGUGAAGGAGAAGAACGUUUGUUCUGAUGACAUCUUCGCUGUCACUGUGUCACUGUCAAUAUGUUAGUUUAAUGUGUUACCGUGUUAACAUUAGCUCAGGAUUCAUGGUCAUGUUAGUUCAAUCAAUCAAUCAAUCAAUUUUAUUUAUAAAGCCCAAUAUCACAAAUCACAAUUUGCCUCACAGGGCUUUACAGCAUACGACAUCCCUCUGUCCUUAUGACCCUCACAGCUGAUCAGGAAAAACUCCCCAAAAAACCCUUUAACAGGGA
Epinephelus moara (kelp grouper) is the source of this 2597-nucleotide messenger RNA. It is a transcript of the gene dnai2b, whose product is annotated as dynein, axonemal, intermediate chain 2b. Bases 479 to 2290 code for a protein of 603 amino acids. Gene Ontology annotation, cellular component: outer dynein arm. Gene Ontology annotation, molecular function: dynein light chain binding; dynein heavy chain binding. Lineage: Eukaryota; Metazoa; Chordata; Actinopteri; Perciformes; Serranidae. The record is from RefSeq and is a predicted model, not a curated record. The transcript has 11 exons. Gene Ontology annotation, biological process: outer dynein arm assembly; cilium movement.